GAGCAAGGCUUCAUUAAUUACCGGGGCGGGGUGGAGGGAUGAUUACCAAUGGCCGGUGGUAACAGGCAUUAAUUAGACGUCGCUUCUCGACAAGGGAUAAAAAGGGAAACAGGCAGGAAGUUACGGUUAGCCUCCCAGGCUAUGGACCGCUUUGUGUACCCACCCUACAGCGUAUACCAGAGUUAUGGGAGGACCUUCACCUCUAGCCACAACGUGGCCCCCCGACCGCCCCCCAAGCAAAAGCAGUCCAGCUGGAAGCAGAGCAAGAACAGCAGCACCCCUAAUCCCUACCGAGGGCCACCGCCCGCCCUUUCCUCGGACCCGCGGGAGACCUCGCCGGACUACCUAGACACCUACAAGCGGGCCCAGCUGAAGGCUCUGUUGUCGCAGGUCAGCCCAGGCCUCGGCCCGCGGCUCCGCAAAACCUCCACCAAGGAGGUGGGUGUCCAAGUGAACCCUCGGGUAGACGCCGCCGUGCAAUGCUCGCUCGGCUCCCGCCCGCUCCAGGCCGUCCGGCCCCAGAGCCCCUCGGCUCGCCUCACUCGGGAACCGCCGCUGCCGGGCAUCUAUUCGCCUGUCGUAGGGCGGCGCCUCUUCACUUUGCCCGAAGCGGUGGUGGAACCCCAAGAGCAGGACGGAGCUCCCGCUUCGCAGCCGCUCGCCGAGGAAGAGCCUGAGGAGAAGGCGGCGUGGGAGACUGGUGGGAAGGAAACGCCGCUGGGAGAGAACCGAGGCGAAGAAUCCGCCCUGCGGCCGGACUGUAAGGGAGAAGGGGCCAAGAAGGGCGGCAACGCCAGAGGAGAAGGCAAAAUAGCUUCGUUCCAGUUCCUGGAACAGAAAUAUGGCUACUUCCAUUGCAACAACUGUAAGACCAGAUGGGAGAGUGCCUAUGUAUGGUGCAUUUCUGGAACUAAUAAGGUUUACUUCAAACAGCUCUGUCGCAAGUGUCAGAAAGGCUUCAAUCCUUAUAAAGUAGAAGCAAUUAUGUGCCAGCUGUGUUCAAAGACUCGUUGCUCCUGCCCUCAGAAGAAAAGGCACAUUGACCUCAAGAGGCCCCACCGUCAAGAACUGUGCGGCCGCUGCAAAGGCAAGAGACUGUCUUGUGACAAUACCUACAGCUUCAAAUACAUUGUCUGAUCUAUUUGCCUUCUUCCUAAUACGGCUGGUCUGUGUUGGCACUAUGCACUUUGAUACUUGGUUUUGACUUUAGGCUUCUGACCUGGCAUUGGAUAACGGAUUAAAGAUUUUUGUAAGAUUGGGUAAUAUUCUUUGUAAUUCAUUGUAACUUGUAAUAAAGGUUGAAUUAUAA
Heteronotia binoei (common prickly gecko) is the source of this 1309-nucleotide messenger RNA. It is a transcript of the gene ZAR1L, whose product is annotated as zygote arrest 1 like. The record is from RefSeq and is a predicted model, not a curated record. The coding region runs from base 142 to 1137 and encodes 331 amino acids. Gene Ontology annotation, cellular component: cytoplasm. Gene Ontology annotation, biological process: translation. The transcript has 4 exons. Lineage: Eukaryota; Metazoa; Chordata; Lepidosauria; Squamata; Gekkonidae. Gene Ontology annotation, molecular function: mRNA base-pairing post-transcriptional repressor activity.